UAACUAACAUUUUCUGUCUUUCUGAGCUGUACCAUUCCGAUCGGACACAAACAAACACUCACUCACUUACUCACUCAAUUCCUAUUUCUCUCUUCGUUGAACGUUGAAAAUGGAGGGUCUGAUCAAAGGCUUGAUCGACGUGGCACUCGGCCACGGCAACAACAACAACAACAACAACGACGACGAACAACCUGGCCCACAGGACCGGAACGAGCAGUCCAGAUCCACUUGGGCGCAAGUGGUGACCGGGGAGCAAGAUAACGAGGAGGAAGACGACAAUAGGCGUAGCGGUCAUCGCACUCAUCAUGCUUCUUCUAAUCAGAACCGUUGGAAUGGACAGGAAAACGCUGAAUUAGGGAAUGAGGAGUGGAGGGUCUCCGGUUCAAGACCUUCCAGAUCGCCCCAAUACCAAAAGACUGUGCAUGAGGAGUAUGGAAAGUAUGAAGAUGUUGAGCGACAAGGAUAUAACAAAAACCAUUGGAACAAAGAGGAGAAUGAAGUAGAGAAUAAUGACGGGUGGGAGACUGUUGGAAGAAAGCCUCAAAGGCAACCACACAAGAUUCAGAAGGAUCAAUGGCAUGGAUACAAGCGGCCUGCCAGUGAACAAGAAUACUCUGAUGAGGUUGAGAUUGGUGAUAACAUAGAACCCUCGGAAGAGGAGCUUGCUGACCUGUCACAAGCUUGCAACAAGCUUUGGGAACUUGAUUUAAACCGUUUAGUACCUGGUAAGGACUAUGAAAUUGACUGUGGUGAAGGGAAGAAGGUCUACCAAAAGGAAGAUAUGGCACAAGGAAGCCUAUUUAGCCGGCUGAGCGAAGACAUAUUCAGGAGACCUACUUUCUCUCGCUUCUUUUCUCUUCUAGAUAAUUAUAACCCAGAUCAAGGGCACAAAGAAGUUGUCACAUCUGAAGAGAGGCAAGAGCAAGCUGCAUUUAUAGAAGAAAUUAGUAGAACUGCACCAAUCAAGUACCUUCACAAGUAUCUGUCAUCCAAAGGAGUUGUACCUGAGAACUAUCAAGAUUUUAAAAGAAUGAUGACUAGUCUCUGGUUUGAUCUUUAUGGCCGAGGUGGUACCUCUGGUUCCUCUUCUGCUUUUGAACAUGUAUUUGUUGGAGAAAUCAAGCAACGUGGUGAACAAGAGGUUUCUGGCUUCCACAACUGGCUUCAGUUUUACCUAGAAGAAGCUAAAGGGAGAGUGGACUAUCAAGGUUAUAUUUUUCCCCGACGACGUGGGCAGACUCCAGACUACGAAACCCAGUUGAUUACAGUUCAGUUUGAGUGGAAUGGUGUUCUCAAAUCUGUAUCAAGCAUGUUUGUUGGAGUGAGCCCAGAAUUUGAAGUUGCAUUAUACGCCCUGUGUUUCUAUAUGGGUGGAGAGGAUAAUUACAUUCAGUUGGGUCCGUAUCCAGUUAAUAUCAAGUGCUAUCGUCUUGGAGAUAGAAUUGGAUCUGUGUUUCCCAUAGCAGAGUGUUGAAUUUCAGGUAGCAGAAACCGGUUAUUUUCAUGCAUAGCCAUGAGUUACGUGUAAGAGAAUACAUACCCAGAUGAUCUAGAGACGGUGAAUUAAUUAGUAGUGUUUGGGAUUGUAUGAUAAAAGUCUAUGAUGAAAGCACUUAUUUUCAAUGAUUUAGUUAUUUGAUCAAUUGAAACCUUAAGGAACCUAUCCUGAUAUAAAAUGGCUUUGCUAAGAUGCUACUUUGUUAUC
Molecule: messenger RNA, 1705 nt
Organism: Quercus robur (English oak)
Lineage: Eukaryota; Viridiplantae; Streptophyta; Magnoliopsida; Fagales; Fagaceae
Exons: 8
Coding region: 110-1474 (454 amino acids)
Molecular function (GO): RNA endonuclease activity
Source: RefSeq, a predicted model, not a curated record